AUCUUCAAGUAUUUUCAAGUUCUCGUGCCAAACAGAUACUUAAAUUCCAAAAAUCAUAAUUUCAAAAAAAAAAACUCAAAUUUCAACUUCUAAAAAACAAUCCAUAGCCAAAAAUGUUUACUUUCAAAAACUCAAUUCUCGUGUCAACCAGGUUUUGGAAAAACUUCCGCCCUUGUAUACUAAAAUUCAAAACAAACUCACGUAAAAUGCAUGUAUAAACUCAAUUUAAAUUUCAAAGACUCCAAAAUCUAGAACAAUUUAUAGCCAAAAACCGCAACUUCAAAAACUCAAAUUUUCGAAUUCCUAUAAACUUAUAAAGGCAUCACAUUCUUCCUUUAAUUUUUUUCACCUUAUAGAACUUUCCCUCCUCUUUCAAGAAGAACAAAAAAAAAUGGCUCUAGAUCCAACAGCCUUCAAAACCAUCGUCCCGUCCCGGUACAUCACCUUCACAAUCCCAAAUCCAUUGCUUCAUCUUCAUCACUUCAAUGCUUCUCAACUCCGUGUUGCAGUUCUUGAUUCUCCGGGGCCUUCAGAACCCGUUCAAAUCGCUGCAAUGUUGGUUCCGAUCGGUCGGGAAGCUGAUUGGUAUUUUUCAACCGAACAAGGUCAUCUACAACUCAUACUUAACUUCCCUCAGCUCUCUCGACUUGUUUUAAUUGGGAAUUUACCGAAUUCGACUAACCCCAUUUCGUAUAAUCCCCUGUUAUGUACCGAUGGUGUGGUGGGUGUGGCGGAUUUGGCUGUUGUUGAAGAGAAUUUGAUGCCAUUGUUGAUUGAGUUGAUACCCAGAUCGGCAUUUUGUCGAACAGGUGAUGGGUUAUGUGAAAUUCCGUUUUUGAGAUAUGAAGAUGAGGUGGUUCGCAGUUUGGUGUUGGAUAGAUGUGUUGGGGAGUUUGUUGGAGAGAUUUUGAUUGAAGAUGUGGAGUUGGAAUUGGAAGAUAAGGGUGUUAGAGAGUUUAGAAGGAGAUUGAGGUUCAAGAGAAUGCCGAAUUUGGUACAAACACAGAUAAAGAUUCAACCUAAGAACCUCGAUUUUGUUAACAUGGAGGGAGUAGAAUUUGAGAUUGUUGAUGACGGGGUUUUGGUUCAUCCUUAUUUGACUCCAAUGGUGGCGGGUCUUUCAGUAAUCCGAUCAUUCUUGGACGCGAAAAUUGGAAAUGGGAUAAAGCCGAAAGCUCUGUGUUUGGGUGUUGGAGGAGGGGCACUUCUUGGUUUUUUAAGCUCUCAAUUAGGAUUCCAAGUCUUGGGUAUUGAAGCUGAUAAUGUUGUUUUAGAAGUAGCAAGGAGAUACUUCGGCUUAGAACGUGGUAACUCGAUACGUUUAUGUGUUGGAGAUGCACUAGACAUGAUUGGGAAGUUUGCGACUCAAGUUGAAAGUGAUGGUUUUCGUGGUUACGUUUUGAAGAAUGGUGAGCUUUUGAAUGAUUUCGAUUGUAAAUUUGAUGUGAUCAUGGUUGAUUUAGACGCGACUGAUGCUAAUAUGGGUAUGAGUGCUCCUCCUUCAGCGUUUUUCCAGAAAUCCGCGUUGUUGGCUAUAAGAACAUUGCUUAGCAAAGAUAGUGUUGUCAUCAUGAAUGUGAUUCCUUCAGACAAGACAUCUUACAAGCUAGUAAUCACUGAAUUCAAAGAAGUUUUCGCGCAGUUGUAUGAGAUAGAUGUUGGAAAUGAAGAUAACUUUGUUCUUAUUGCCUCUGCUUCAGAAAUCGAACAUGUCCCUGUUCAUCGUCAAAGUAAAUUUCUAAAGAAGUUGAAACAAGUAUCAGGAUGUUUUCUGGACUCUAUAAGAUUGAUCUGAAAGGGUUGUUGGUUGCUCAAGUAAAUUUGUGCAGCAUAUGGAGUGAUAUUUUUUGCUUAAGUUUUCGAUAGAAACAAUGAGCCAGGACAAAGGCAAAUCUAAUAGUUUUUUGGACGAUAGAGAAAACAAGUUGUAUAAAGUUCAUUUGAGUUCAGAGAAUUACAAACAUGAAUUUUGCUUUCAUAUUGGUUGUAUUUGCAUUGAUAGAAAGUUUGUGCAUUUUCCUUAGGAGUUUAAUACGAUGUUUGCUUGGUGGAAUAACUAA
Molecule: messenger RNA, 2060 nt
Organism: Solanum pennellii
Lineage: Eukaryota; Viridiplantae; Streptophyta; Magnoliopsida; Solanales; Solanaceae
Product: methyltransferase-like protein 13
Exons: 1
Coding region: 392-1795 (467 amino acids)
Source: RefSeq, a predicted model, not a curated record